AUGAGCUUCGUGUUGAUGGAAGAGAUCAACGAUUAUCAGUCGUUCAAGCAAAAUGCUUUGGCCAUGAUCGACGACGAUUGCCACAGCGCUUCCACUGUAUCGGACUUUUGCGACGAAAUUUGCGUUUCAAGUCUUUUUGUGGAUCUCAAUCGCGGUUGCUGCGAUCAGAAUCACACUCAGAAUCGUCGAUGCCAUCAGCGGCAAAACGAGGAGCACCAGCAGUCGCAAAUGCAGAUGCAACGGCUACAAAGGCACUUUUCCAACAUGGGGAACGUUGACGGCAGUAGUGCAAUCAGUGAAGCAAAAGGUGGUGCGAGAGAGCCAUCUAGUGUCACCAUAAAGAUGCUACAGCCGCAAAAGAAGGUAGAACCGCUCAAGCCGUCGCUUACGAAGAUGCUUGCAAUGGAGAACAGGUGGUCUGCUACGUCUAUGCAGUCCACUGUCGAGACAAUGUCUCCGGCCAAUUCUAGGCUGCUAGAAUGUACACAGAGUACAUAUUCAAGAUCGAUGUCUAGCAACCCUACGUCUCUGCUUGACGAUCCCGAAGUUUUGAGGAGCGAAAUAAUGGCGUUGAUGGAUGAAAUGUAUGACGAAGCCAAAGCGACGGUUGGCCGUGUUACUGGUGCUAAAGGUUUGGCACCGACACUGACUUGUAAAUGUGACAAGCGCCUGGACUUAAAUGAAGGACCUACAACGCAUAUAACGUCAGAGACUCCGUUGGAAUGCAACUUGAAUACGGCAAGGGAUUUCUUGGCAGCCAUUUUCUCUUUGCCUAAACCAAGCGUAAGCAAUCGAAUGACACAGACGAAAGAAAAAGACGCAGAACAAGAAGUGCAUUCAGAGUCUGGCGCUGACUAUUGCGAAGCAGAAACCAAGAACUGCCUGGACGGGGCCGGGCUACUGCGUCGAUACACCGAGGACGACUGUGAGCUGAUCGUAUGGGCAGCGAUAUCAUUUCACGACAGCGGCAAAAUUUUAUUCAAAGAACGCUCCUGGGCGGUAGCUACGCGACCAGCAUUCCCAACGUCGCAUCAAGAAUCAGUGGUAUGCAUUAACCACUGUCUUAGCUCCAGCAAAGAAAGGAGGUGCUUGUACAUUGACGGCGAACACAUCGAUCAGGUCCGUAACCACGCUGUUGGUGCUAAAAGCGCACAGGUAAAAGCAACUUAUCGCAUGCUUCAGCAGAAAAUGCUGAUUGAGACUGGCAGAGGCGACCUGGCCAACUUUAUCAUGUAA
This is a messenger RNA of Hyaloperonospora brassicae, 1236 nucleotides long. The record is from the annotation of a GenBank genome assembly. Lineage: Eukaryota; Oomycota; Peronosporomycetes; Peronosporales; Peronosporaceae.